Messenger RNA from Loxodonta africana (African savanna elephant), 1205 nucleotides. RefSeq names its product small nuclear ribonucleoprotein polypeptide A (gene SNRPA). Gene Ontology annotation, biological process: mRNA splicing, via spliceosome. The record is from RefSeq and is a predicted model, not a curated record. Bases 138 to 986 code for a protein of 282 amino acids. The transcript is spliced from 7 exons. Gene Ontology annotation, molecular function: U1 snRNA binding. Lineage: Eukaryota; Metazoa; Chordata; Mammalia; Proboscidea; Elephantidae. Gene Ontology annotation, cellular component: U1 snRNP.
GUUUCCACGCGGAGAUUGGCUUGCGGGAAGGCAAAGGCUGGGUCAAGGGAGGAAGCUUUGUGGUCCAACCUCAGGAACUCAGGAGACGCUACUUGUGGGAGCUGCUGUCCGGUCGCCCUACCUCGGCAUCUAGCUCCAUGGCAGUUCCCGAGACCCGCCCCAACCACACAAUUUAUAUCAACAAUCUCAACGAGAAGAUCAAGAAGGAUGAGCUGAAGAAGUCCCUGUACGCCAUCUUCUCCCAGUUUGGCCAGAUCCUAGAUAUCCUCGUGUCGCGGAGCUUGAAGAUGAGAGGCCAGGCUUUUGUCAUCUUCAAGGAGGUCAGCAGUGCUACCAACGCCUUGCGCUCCAUGCAGGGCUUCCCCUUCUACGACAAGCCCAUGCGAAUCCAGUAUGCCAAGACAGACUCUGAUAUCAUUGCCAAGAUGAAGGGCACCUUCGUGGAGCGGGACCGCAAGCGGGAGAAGAGGAAGCCCAAGAGCCAGGAGACCCCAGCUGCCAAGAAGGCUGUGCAGGGCGGGGCAGCUGCCUCUGUGGUGGGGGCCGUCCAGGGGCCUGUUCCGGGCAUGCCGCCAAUGACACAGGCACCCCGCAUCAUGCACCACAUGCCGGGCCAGCCUCCCUACAUGCCUCCACCCGGCAUGAUCCCGCCGCCGGGCCUCGCACCCGGCCAGAUCCCGCCAGGGGCCAUGCCCCCACAGCAGCUUAUGCCGGGACAGAUGCCGCCUGCCCAGCCUCUUUCAGAAAACCCACCGAAUCACAUCUUGUUCCUCACUAACCUGCCAGAGGAGACCAACGAACUCAUGUUGUCCAUGCUUUUUAACCAGUUCCCUGGCUUCAAGGAGGUCCGGUUGGUCCCCGGGCGGCACGACAUCGCCUUCGUGGAGUUUGACAAUGAGGUGCAGGCGGGGGCAGCUCGCGAUGCCCUGCAGGGCUUCAAGAUCACCCAGAGCAACGCCAUGAAGAUCUCCUUCGCCAAGAAGUAGCACCUUCCCCCCGUGUCCGCCCCUGUCCCUGUCUUUGGCUCGCCCUUCCCCCCCUUGGCUCAGCCCCUUGAAGGUAAGUCCCCCUUGGGGGCCUUCUCCGAGCCGUGUGUGAGUGAGUGGUCGCCACACAGCAUUGUACCCAGAGUCUGUCCCCAGACAUUGCACCUGGCGCUGUUAGGCUGGAAUUAAAGUGUUUUUUUGAGGUUUGGUUUUUCGCAA